Molecule: messenger RNA, 2668 nt
Organism: Oryza sativa Japonica Group (Japanese rice)
Lineage: Eukaryota; Viridiplantae; Streptophyta; Magnoliopsida; Poales; Poaceae
Product: YTH domain-containing protein ECT1
Biological process (GO): mRNA destabilization
Cellular component (GO): cytoplasm
Molecular function (GO): mRNA binding
Source: RefSeq, a predicted model, not a curated record
UUCUUACUCUUUUUUUUUAUUAAUAUAUAAUAAAAGAAGAUCGAAGCGAAGCGCACCUCUCUCCUCUUCUUCUUCAAUUGAUCAGGUUGAGAGGGACGACAACAUCAGAUCACGAGCCACGCAAUCGCAAUCGCAGAGGGGAGAGAGAGAAGAGGGAUCGAAUCGAAUCCAGUCGAGGAGGAGGAGGGCCCCUCGGGCCGAUCCGAUCGAGAGGAGGAGGGAUCCGAGCUGAACGAUUCAACCCAAGGCUCGCGGGAUUUGGCGCGAGUUGAGCCAUACCGAUCCCUCUGCCUUCCGACGGACGGAUCCCUGAUGGAAUCGGCGCACGGCGGAUCGGAUCGCCCAGGCUCAAUGGAUUCGCAGGAGCCAAGAGUUGAUGCUGAACAAAAACCUGUUCUUUCUGAUAACCCUGAAGAGCAGACCAUUCCUAGCAAAGAUGAGAAGGUCCUUGAACCCACCAUUUCACACGAUUCAAAUGGUAUCAAUCUACCAAGUGAAGGACAAGCCCAAGCUGGCACUUCCAAUAUAGGUGGGGGACACAAUGCUGCAUAUCCUCAAACCAUGUAUUCUUCUCAGGCACAGCCAUUCUAUUACCAAGGUCCAGGAUAUGAUAACCCUUCAAAUGAAUGGGAUGGAUAUCCUCCUUAUGUGAGUGUUGAAGGCUUGGAAGCAGGUCCAGCGGUUGUAUACAAUGAUGAUCCUCAAUUGAUGUACCAUGGUGGCUAUGGCUAUGACCCUUAUGCUCAUUAUUCUCCUAUCUCAACGCCUGUACCGGCUGCUGUUAGUGGAGAUGGUCAGCUCUACUCUCCUCAGCAGUUCUCCUUCUCGGCUCCUUACUACCAGCAAUCAGUACCACCUGGCAUGCCAUAUUUAAGCUCUCCUACUCCAAUAUCACAGGGUGAGGCAAUGGUGCCGAUUGACCCAACACAAGGGGCUUUUAUCGCCGAAACUCUGAGUCCUAACAGCUUCCUUUUCGGACCAAGACCUGAAUGGUUCCGAUCGUCUGAAGGAAAUGGGUCGUUUCCAUCACCUGCGGCUUCACCUCAACCUGCUGGUGGCGUUUCAGGGCCCUUUGGACAAAGCAACUUCCCUAUGGCUUCUGGAAUGCAAUCUCCUCAGCACAGGCCCUUCUAUGGUUUUGGGACACCAAGUGACUCUUACGGAAGAGUGUUCUCUCAUGGUGGAUAUUUCCCACAGGCCACUAAUUAUGGGGGCCCUUUCCCUAGCUUUGGCCUGAAUGGUACGAGUUCUAUUCCGAUGGAAAAAGGCCGCAGGAGAGGAAGGGGCAAUGCUCUUCUUUGCAGCUGCAAUGGUUCACUUGACUUCCUCAAUGAGCAAAGCCGAGGCCCACGUGCCACUAGGCCUAAGAAGCAACCAGAGGAUGGCGGCAAGGAUGAGAAGCCUUCUGCAGGCGUUGAUUGCGAGUUGUACAACAGGCCUGACUUUGUUACAGAGUACAAGAAUGCCAGAUUUUUCAUCAUAAAAUCAUACAGCGAAGACAAUGUGCACAAGAGCAUCAAAUAUGGUGUUUGGGCUAGCACCACAAACGGGAACAAGAAACUAGACUCAGCCUACCGUGAAGCAAAGGAGAAAGAAGAGCAUUGCCCAAUUUUUCUGCUGUUUUCGGUGAAUGCUAGUGCACAAUUCUGUGGUGUUGCAGAGAUGAUUGGGCCAGUGGAUUUUGAGAAGAGUGUUGACUAUUGGCAGCAAGAUAAGUGGACUGGCCAGUUCCCUGUUAAGUGGCACAUUGUGAAGGAUGUUCCAAAUAAUCUUUUCCGCCAUAUAAUUCUUGAAAACAAUGAUAAUAAACCUGUGACCAACAGCCGGGACACACAAGAGGUAAAACUCGAACAAGGUAUGGAGAUGCUGAAAAUCUUCAAGGAUCAUGAGGAGGAUGCAUCGAUACUCGAUGACUUUGACUUCUACGAGGAGCGUGAGAGAGCCCUGCUGGACAAUAAGGCGCGGCUGCAUCAGCAACAUCAGCUGCCCAGCUCUACUGUGGUUGAGCCCAAGAAGCCCUUGACUGUGGCCACUGAUCUAGUUGGUCAUAUAACUAAGAGCUUUGCGCAGGCAGUUCGGCUUGGUGAGGCCAAGAAUGUGAGCCCUAAUUCAGCUGACAAAGGUGCCAGUGGGGAUUCAUCUGUCGCUGCAAAGCCUUUGGAAGUUAAAGAGGCCGGCUUAGCAUAAAGCCCCAGGGUGAUUGGUUCAUACUGAAAAUUCUCUGAUCCAUGCUCUUCCUCUUUGAAAUACUAAGAAAUGGGCGAAGACAAUGUCCAGCGCUUCUGUCUGGUGAAGCAUUGUACACUAGGAUAGGAUGGAAGCCUAGCUCCUUAAAUAGUUUCUUUUUUUACCUUUCUUUUGUUCCUUAUCUUUUCCUGUUGGUAAUAUUUUUCGUUGCGUUUAUAUGAUGAUCGAUUCCUUAGUGGCUAGCCUUAAGGAGAGCUGCAGUUUUUGUGCAAGCCUCUGUAAAUUUCCCAGUUCAAUCGAUCUCAAGAUGAAUAAGGCCUUUUGCCUCCUCCAGUAAAAUCCUCUUUAAUCUACUUGUCUUAUACUGAACAAGGUGUGUCUGGAAAACAACAUAACAUCUGUUUGGGUGACCUGGUGAUGGUAACAAUAACAACUUGUUAAUAAUAAAGAGAGUGUGACCUUGUGGUGGUCGCUUAUGUGA